AUGACAGAAAGCACGGAGUCCAUCUCCAUCACCGACGAGGAAUUCGCAAGAAUGUCCUCCGCCCCUUCUCCAAUCCCCGCGAGGUCUCUCGCCGCCGAUAUCGAGGAGCUCAAACUGUGGAUCCACCAAACCAACGACAAGCUCCUCACAACUCUCACGGAGAUGAAUUCCGUGCAAGGACAACUCAGCGAGCUCGGAUACGACAUCUCCACCGAUACGCUGCCAUUCGAGGUGCCAUGGUCAAUCGAGCUUCAGAAUCUGCUGCUCACGAAGGAGUAUCUCCGCAAGGUUCUCGACCUGAAUUGCUCCUAUCUCAGCUAUCUCGAGGGCGUCCAGGCUAGGAAGGAGAAGGAGAAGGAGGAGGAGGACCGCGAGAAAAUGGCGGCGGAGGAGAGCGUGGAGGGUUAG
Molecule: messenger RNA, 408 nt
Organism: Morchella sextelata
Lineage: Eukaryota; Fungi; Ascomycota; Pezizomycetes; Pezizales; Morchellaceae
Exons: 1
Coding region: 1-408 (135 amino acids)
Source: RefSeq, a predicted model, not a curated record